UCUAACCUCUGGCGUCAGUUCACCGACGAGCAGAGGUGACUUUGGAGAUCUGGCUGUCAGCCUGUCUGUGAGGAGGUUCAUGGUUCAUUAUCUGGCAGUCUGAGGUCUGUUAGUCUCAGUUAAGCCCAUAAAGGUGGUUUAUUUUAGCUCUGAGCUGUUAUAUGUGCUCCCCGCCCCCCUCCGGGCUCACUGAGGUCUAUCCUCAGGGGUAAGGUCAGACCAGAAACCCCGUUUCCUUGACGACUUUGCGGAAGUCUCUGGACCAUGUGGGUACACCGUGUCCUGAUUUACCAAUGCUCCAGAGAGGAGGGGGUAUUGUGUUUGUGUAGUUCUUAUCUGGAGAGGUCCUGCAGGUGGAGCGUUGAAGUCCAGGUGACGGAUCAGAUUUCAGGACCGUAGUGGAGUCCAGACCAGAAGAAGCAUGUCCACAGACCAGGAGCCCACCUACACCGUGAAGUUGCUGCAGCUGCUGCUGCUCUCCACCUACUGGGGGAUGCAGAUCUGGGUCACCUUCAUUUCAAGUUUUGUGAUGGACAACCACCUGAACAGACACACGUACGGGUUCAUCCAGAGCCGGCUCGUCCCGUUCUACCUCCACCUUGGAUCGGCCUGCGCCUUCUUCAACCUCACCAUCUACGCCGUGUAUCAUCCCAGCGACCUGCUGGACGACAGAGAGGCCUUCCAGAUCUUCAUCUUCUUCGUGUCGGUGACAGUGGCGGCGGUGAACGCUCAGUGGUUCGGUCAGAUGACGUCAGAGAUCAUGGCCGACAUGCACAUGGUGGAGCAGGCGUGCGGUCUUGGUCAGGACAUCGGGCAGUCGUCGAACAGAGAAGCUUACGCCAAGCUGUCGGAGACGGACGUGAAGUACCGACACCUGAGCAGCCGCCUGUGGCUCUACAGACUCCUGUCAUCGCUUUGCAACCUCUGCUGCAUCGGCUGCAACUUCUACAGCCUGUGCUACCUGGCCGAGAACCUGAAAACGCUCUGAGAUUGACUCAGCAGCUGGACUGUCGCCACAAAGCUUUAAAUCUAGACUCUCAGAUUUUUGUAUCCGUGGUAAGUUAUAUAUUUAAAGUCUCUCUCCUCUUUAAGAUUCAUAUUCAGGUUGUGUUGUUUGUGUCUCUGGGAAUAAUGACAGAGUGCUCAGACUUUGGGAUCAGCUCCUCGUGAGUCAUGCCUCACCUCUCACCCAGUGUGUGUGAUCCUGCUGGCACCCUGCAGUCCUCUCUUUACCAUAAACCGUGGAGGAGGUGUGUUUUUAAAGCUUUGUGUUUGCAGGAGCGGAAACACUGCACCUUUUUUAUGUUCGACAUCAUUAAGGACACACGCUGCUCCGUUAUGCUCCGUCCUGCUCCGUCCUGCUUGCCCUGUUUGGGUGGAGUUUUAAAUACUCCUGUGCAGUCUGGUGUCUCAGGUUAGUCCGGUUCUCCUUCAGCUCUCACUUUCUUCAGGUAUGAAGAUUUGUUUAUCGUUGCGCCCCUACUUUAUAGAACAUUUGGAAAAUAACCCUUUAGGCAGCAAACUGUGAUCUAACCUGUAAUCUGACACCUCGUUGUGGUUACAAGCUUUAAAUACAAUGUUAAAGUCAAUCAUGAUGCUAAUGUUGUUAGCUUCAGUCGGUUUCAUAUCCAGCUACGAUCUCCUCACUGGAGCUUUAAGGUCAAUAAGUGCACAAGUGAGAGAUAAUGUAUAGGGAGCAGGUGGUGAUGCAGCUUUAACCUCCAGCUUACUCGACAUUAACCUUCAGCUACCAACCAAAGAGAAAAACAAGUUGACACUGCAUGUUGUCGGUCGCUCUGAUUCCUCGUUUGGUAGAGCGUCCAUGACAGUGAUAUUUUCUUCUCAGCCUCCUCGUGGGAGGAAUGAACUAGCUGAACAUUUUUAGCUAGCUUCAUGUUUUCUUCCUCUCUGCUGCUGACUGCUCAGAUAUUUACCACCAAUCUGAAGUUUUCUGCUCUCCAAACAAAUUAAAAUAAAGCUAAAACAAAUCCUUCAUGUUUACUGAUUUAGCAUGCUAACAGAAGCUAAUGUUUUUGCCACAGUGUCAACAGGCAGAGGUGAAAUGUGCCAGACUCCUUUCCGCAGAUUGAUCUGAUUGGAGUUGACGUGUGAUCAGGUCGCCCCUGUCGUUGAAUUAAUUACAGUUGUCAUGGGGUUUCGACCAAUCAGAAUCAAGUAUUUAUCUCAGCUUGGUAAUAAUGAUGUUUUAUAAUUCACUAUAAUUCACGUGGACGCUUUUAAACCCUCCUGAGCUCUGGAGACUGAACGAUGUUCUCUGAUAUUUAUAAACUCUGAUAGCUUCAUGAGUUUUGACGUACUUGUGAUGGAGUUGUGUAACUUAAAGAUUUACAGAGCAGAGGCGUCUUUAUUUUGAAUUCCUGAAGUAUGUUUUCUGUAAUUGCUCAAAUAUGAUAAUAUGUUGUGAGGAGCUGAAGCAGCCAUGUUGGAUCUGAAACCAGAUUAUCUGUGUGCAGAAAAAAGCUCUCAGGUUUCUGUCUGUUUGAAGAUCUUUGAUUUAUGUUGUUAAAAAAUGAAGCUCUGUCAUUGAUAGUAAAUGUUCUUUUUUUUUUUUUCACAUUUUGGAAUUACGACGAGUUUAAGGACGACGUUGAAGAAGAAUGAGGAGAGAUUUAAGAGAAAUUAUGAAGUAACAAGAAAACAUCGUAAAUGAUUGAAUACAUAUGAAAAUGUACAGGGGAAAGUCGUAAAUUUACAGGAAUAAAGUCGUCAUUUUAAUCGUUGAUUAUUUUAAGAGCAGUUCGCACUAAACGUGGAACAUCGUGUGAAGUUAAACUUUAGCCGAGCUUUCCCAAAUAUUGUUUAUAUAACACCAAUUGUUUUAAAGAUAUCUUUUCAGAGUCCUGAAACACUGCGGUGCUCAUGAGCCAGUUUUAUUAUUUAUUUUUUAAAUACUAACUUGUUUCUGAUAAAAACACAACUUUUCGUUUAAAAUGACAAUUUUAUUUUCAAAAUACUAGAACUUUAUUCUCGUACAAUUUGACUUCAGUCUCGAAAUAUUACGACUUAAUGACUUUAGUCUCUCAAAAACAACUUUCUCCCACAAUUUUAUUGUUAAAUAACGAUUUUACUAUAUUAUGACUUUAUUCUCAUAAUACAACUUAUUCUCGUAAAUCUUUUUUUUUUCUUACCCUUGUCCUCCUAUAAUUUGACUUUAAUCACAAUAUGACUUUAUAUCGAUAUACUUUGACUUUAGUCUUUUGAAAGUACAACUUUUAUUUCAUACGACUUUAUCAUCGUAAAAUACCGAUUUCAUUUUCAUCAUAUUAAGACUUUAUUCUCAAUACUACAAUUUAUUCUCAUCGAUCUCUUUUAUUGUCUCUUACAACUUUGUCCUUGUGAAAUUACGACUGCUUUUGUUUACGUGGAUUUUUUUUCUUGUCAAUUUAAGACUUUUUUUUUCCCUCCAAAAACGGAACUCUCAAAAUCUCUCUUUUAAUAUUCUGUAAUCCGGCCCUCAUCGUAGUCGUAUUGAAUAACUUUAUAAACCUCCUGUGUUUUCUGCUCCUCUCUGUUUUGCUGCAACUCAUGUCGUCUUGUCCGUGUUCACGAGUCUCACUCGUCCUGUAAACCAAAGACAGACUCAGACUCUGCUUCUUGUAUGUCCUGGACUGAUGAAGGUUCUCUCUACGUGCACAUUAAACGCAAAGACAAUGCAACAUGACUUUUUUUAAACCGUACUCAUCCUCUCCAUCAGCUCGGCAUUAAAGUCGAUCUGAAACUAUAUGAAACUUUAUUUAGAUGUUAAAUUCUGGAUAUUUAAACCACUUUGUUGAGAUGUCUUUGCUGUCAGAGGUCGGUACAGUUUAUGGUUGUGGGUGGUUUGAAAAACAUGUUUUUAAAUGUAUGAUUGUUUUUGUAUUAAAACAAGUUGAAUAUCA
This is a messenger RNA of Notolabrus celidotus (New Zealand spotty), 3899 nucleotides long. Its product is annotated as transmembrane protein 205. Bases 422 to 988 code for a protein of 188 amino acids. The record is from RefSeq and is a predicted model, not a curated record. The transcript is spliced from 4 exons. Lineage: Eukaryota; Metazoa; Chordata; Actinopteri; Labriformes; Labridae.